AUGCUGCUGCUCUCGUUAGUAAUGAGCGCCCUAGCGCUGGUGGCGCAUGCGCAGAACGCCACCUUCCCAAACGACUUCCUCUUCGCCGUAUCGUCUGCAGCCUAUGAAAUAGAAGGAGGCUGGGACGCAGAUGGCAAAGGAGUGAGCAUCUGGGACACCUUGACGCACGACAGCUCGCAGUACAUUAACGACGGAUCCAACGGCGACGUAGCGAGCGACUCCUACCACAAGUAUGAGGAGGACGUGCAGCUGGUCAGAGCUUUAGGGGUGGACAUAUAUAGAUUCUCCAUCUCUUGGGCCAGAGUUCUUCCUGUGGGUGAUGUCAGCCAAAUCAAUCAAGCAGGAGUGGAUUACUACAACAACCUCAUCGAUUUGUUGAUUGCAAAUGGCAUUCAGCCUAUGGUGACCAUGUACCACUACGACCUGCCGCAGCCGCUGCAGCUCCUGGGCGGCUGGACGAACCCCGUGGUGGCACAGUACUUCCGAGAGUACGCUCGCUUCCUCUUCCAGACGUUUGGAGACAGGGUGAAGUGGUGGGUGACGUUCAACGAGCCGACGACGAUCGCAUUCGGCUACAGCUCCACGGACACUAACGCACCGGCCAUCGGCGCCCACGGCUUCGGCGACUACACGGCGGCCCACUGCAUUCUGCGUGCGCAUGCCAUGGCCUACAGGCUCUACGAUCAGCAGUUCAGGGCCGCCCAAGGAGGGUACGUCAGUAUUGCUCUUAACUCAAACUUCUAUGCGCCAGCCACCAAUUCCACUGAAGAUUCAGAAGCGGCGGAAAGGGCCUUACAAUUUUUCCUGGGUUGGUUUGCUCACCCGAUCUACACGGAGGAGGGCGGAUACCCCCUGGUGAUGCAAGAACGCAUCUGGGAGGACUGCAUCAACGACAACAUCUGGAUCUCGCGGCUACCCGAGUUUAGCGCCCAGGAACUAGUCGACCUCAGAGGAGCAGCAGACUUCUUUGCCCUGAACCAUUUCACGACGCAACUGGCAUCGAACGGUCAGCAAGCUUACUUCCACCCGUCGCACGACUGGGACACGGGCGCCAUCUUGUCUUUUGACGACAGUUGGGCGGCCACAGCCGACGACAACAUAAAGGUCGUUCCGUGGGGCUUGCGCAGUCUGCUGAACUGGAUCAACAACGAAUACGACGUCAGAGGAGGGAUCUUUGUAACAGGGAACGGUUUUCCAGACGCAGGAGAGCUAGAGGACAGUGGUCGGCAGGAGUACUACAGGGCUUACCUGGCGGAGAUACUGAAUGCCAUUCAUGAAGAUGGUAUCAACUUGAUUGGUUACACAGGAUGGAGCCUGCUUGACGGUUUCGAGUGGAUUAGAGGAUACACUGUGAAAUAUGGCUUUUAUCAAGUGGACUUCAGUGAUCAGAAUAGGACCCGAACACCGAAGCCGUCAGCAACCAUGUUUCAAGAGAUCGUGGCGACACGACAGCUUCCUAACCGCGCUGCAAAGCCAGCCUUCACGUAG
Messenger RNA from Schistocerca americana (American grasshopper), 1488 nucleotides. Its product is annotated as myrosinase 1-like. The record is from RefSeq and is a predicted model, not a curated record. The transcript is spliced from 11 exons. Gene Ontology annotation, molecular function: beta-glucosidase activity. NCBI's taxonomy places the organism in Eukaryota, Metazoa, Arthropoda, Insecta, Orthoptera, Acrididae. Gene Ontology annotation, biological process: carbohydrate metabolic process. Bases 1 to 1488 code for a protein of 495 amino acids.